Molecule: messenger RNA, 3908 nt
Organism: Dromaius novaehollandiae (emu)
Lineage: Eukaryota; Metazoa; Chordata; Aves; Casuariiformes; Dromaiidae
Gene: ARL4C
Product: ADP ribosylation factor like GTPase 4C
Exons: 1
Coding region: 277-855 (192 amino acids)
Biological process (GO): intracellular protein transport; endocytic recycling
Cellular component (GO): plasma membrane; cytoplasm
Molecular function (GO): GTP binding; GTPase activity
Source: RefSeq, a predicted model, not a curated record
CGGCGGCAGGCGGUGGCCGGCAGUCCCCGAGCGCCGCCGCGGCGUGGAGCCGCGCUGCCCGCCGGCCGCCCCGCUCCGCGCCCGCCGAGCCGAGCCGGGCCGAGCCGAGCCGAGCCGGGCCGAGCCGAUCCGAUCCGAGCCGAGCCGAGCCGGGCCGGGCCGAGCCGGGUGGAGCGCAGCGGACCGGAGCGGGCCGGGGGGCGGCGCCGCGGGGAUGGGCGCGGGGCUGUGAGGGCGGCGGAGGCGUGGGGCCCCGGCGGCCGCAGCGGCGGGGCCAUGGGGAACAUCUCCUCCAACAUCUCCGCCUUCCAGUCCCUGCACAUCGUCAUGCUGGGCCUGGACUCGGCGGGCAAGACCACGGUGCUCUACCGGCUCAAGUUCAACGAGUUCGUCAACACGGUGCCCACCAUCGGCUUCAACACGGAGAAGAUUCGGCUGAGCAACGGCACGGCCAAGGGCAUCAGCUGCCACUUCUGGGACGUGGGCGGGCAGGAGAAGCUGCGCCCGCUGUGGAAGUCAUACAGCCGCUGCACGGAUGGCAUCAUCUACGUGGUGGACUCAGUGGACGUAGACCGGCUGGAGGAGGCCAAGACGGAGCUGCACAAGGUGACCAAGUUCGCGGAGAACCAGGGUACCCCGUUGCUGGUCAUCGCCAACAAGCAGGACCUGCCCAAGUCCCUGCCCGUAGCUGAGAUCGAGAAGCAGCUGGCCUUGCACGAGUUGACCCCCUCCACCACCUACCAUGUCCAGCCUGCCUGUGCCAUCAUCGGUGAGGGGCUUACGGAGGGCAUGGACAAGCUCUACGAGAUGAUCCUGAAGCGGAGGAAGUCCCUCAAGCAGAAAAAGAAGCGGUAAAGCCCACGGGUGCAUGAACAGAUGGGAACACAGACAAAGGAACCGAGGGGGAGAGAGAACCAAAGCGAUCCUUUUUUUUUCCUUUUUUUCCUUUCCAAAUGAAAAGAUGACAAUAGUGGUGAUAACAAUGCAACUCCUGCUAGCCAAACCCAGAUCCUGACUGCAGGCAAGAGCUGGGAUCUCCCUCUCCCGCUCUUCCUUGCCCACGAUCCAUUCCUGGCUGGAGGAGGGGAGCGUGGACCGCCGCGUGCCCAGGGGCCAGCCCCGGACCCUGCGAGCCCCCGGGCUGAGCCAGGGCCUGGAAGCCGUGGAUGGAGAUGUUCUAGCAGGACUAGACAUCGCAGGUGGUGGGGAUGCCAGCAGGCGGCCGGGAUGCCAGCGGGUGCCCGGCGGCCAAGAGCCCGCGGACCGGGGGGGUAGCUCCCGCUGGUGCUCCUCCAUCCUUCGGAGGCACCGAUUGCUUUUCCGUUCCACAGCGGGCCAAGGGAUAAACAGGGCAGGACCCUGUUAAAAGUGCAUUUGAGAGAGGCUAAAUGUGCUUCUGGAUCUUUAACGUGUGUGUGCGUGGGGAGGGCUGGGCCGGAGGGACGUGAAGGGGACUUUGGGCUGAAGGAGUGUUGCUUCUGGGGAUGCUGGAUGCCUUGAGGUGGGAAACUGUGGCGAGCAGGGGGGUGAAGCUGAUGCCCAGACCCAGAUUGCUGAACGGUGGCUGCACAAGGUCAACCUGCGGUGAGGACAGCUCUCAGCCACGCGCCAGACGCCUCCCUCGCUCGCCUUCGUUUGUAGGUCACAGGCCCCAGCGAGAGUGCGAAAGCGGGGUGAUGGCGCCAAUGCAAUAUGGGCGGGGGGGAGAUCGCCGAGGGAAUGAGACCCUGCCCUGCUGCCAGGCAAGGUGCAGAUGAUGAUUUAGGAAGCAGAAUUAUGCUGAGCAAGGACGGACAGCCCUGUGUUCGGGGGGUCGUAAUGAUGCAGCCGCCUUGGGCGAGCUCACCAGCUGUUAAUCGGUGCUGAGUUUUAAGCUGUUUGCUUAAAAAAAGGAAGAAAGAAAAGGUUCUGAGUGAACUUUGCUGGAAGGGGCUUUCCAGGAGUCUUUUCAUUCUCAAAGGCUUAUUUCUAAUGUCUUCUGAAGCAAAACCAUGAGCAGGUCUUUCUUGGGCCCAGGCAGAGGCAUGCUCCGAGGUGCUAAUUUGCUCCCAUCAGGGUGAUCUAAACUAUGUAUUAUUAAAAAAAAAAAAAAAAGAAAAAGAAAAAAAAAGGCUUCAUGCAGCAAUGCAUCGACCAGUCGCCUUGCUGCUCUCUGAAAUCAGUGUGAAAGGUUAGGGCAGUGCUUGUUACGUGGGGGCUUUAGGGGGGCCGUGGAGCGAGGCGGUGCAUCGCCGGCCAGGACAAACGGCAGCCAGCACUGCCCCACAAAAUGGCAAAAGCUUGCAAAAUCUCUGCCGGAAAGGGACUCGGCAGCACUGGGAAAAGGGGAGUAAGGAGAUGGGGAGGGAAGUGUGGGGAGGGGGAGGCUAGCUUUCUGUCAAGAUUUAAACCCUGUUCAAAGCAGAGAGUCACUUGGAGGUGGCUUCCUCGUGGGCAGUCUUGUGCUGGCGGACCUGGGCACAAGGUCGGGCCCCGAGCAGCUUAGCAAGGUCCUUUUGCAGGUGAGCGCUUUGGGGCUGAGCUGGGAGCGGGGCAGGGCUGGGGCCCUGGUGACCAUAAGCCGUUUGGUCUCCGUGUUUUGGCCUGGAACCCAGCUCUCUGGAAGAGAAAACCAGGGUGCCAGCUUUUCUCCUUGCCCAGGAGAGGUGGGAGAACCAGGGGCCAAAUAUCCCGAGUUUUGAGCUACAGGGGUUUCACACUAUCGUGCAGGAGUUCCUGGUGAGCUAAAACCCAGCCUUGCUGCUUGAAUACCCUUGCUAAAACAGCUCCAGAAGGCACCGAGCAUGCAAAGAAAAAUACACCAGGGUUUCAGGGAGUUGAUUCUCCCCUUGCAGCAAUGUGCUCGGUACCUUCCAAAUAGCAUUUUAUUAGAAAACAAAUUUUGCAACCAAGUAGUAUUUCUCCUCCUGCAGAAUUUGAGUUUAUACACGAGUCCUGACUUGUACACUGAGUGAGUGGGCUGGUCCCAUCAGUUCAGGUGGCUCUGUUCACUCUUCUUUGGGUUUUCUUUGCUUUUUCUUCACAUGGAACACUUUGGUACUUGCUAUUGAGAGAUAGAGAGAAAAUAUUUAUUUUUGACACCACAGAAGCCAAAUGCUUUAACCUUUUUUGGAUAGUGACAGAAUUUUAGAGGCAAAAUAUAAAUCUACAUUUUCCCACCAGAUCAAAAGCAAUCAGGUUUCAAAAACAACAAAUGCAGGUAUUAGUUAUGGUUUUUUUCUCCUUACUGUCAAGACUUAGGUCUUGGUUCUGCAGACACUGGCAUCUGCAAGUAAUUUCUGCAAGUUUUGGUGGCAUGCUUUUGCAGAGUUUGGUUUUUUCUGGGAGGUUAAUUACAUUGAUCUCAGCUGAGCAUCUCCUUUGACAAACAGACGUUUUUCAGCAAGUCAUUUAAGCAUGCGCUUAACUCAGAGUGCAUGCUUAAAUAUUCUGCUGAGCAAGGUGGAAUGCUUUAACGGUGCCAUUCCCACUAACUCUGCUUUCUGCAAUAAUUAAAAAUACUUUUCCAAUUAGUAGCUAAUGGCUUCCGUGGUAUUUCUGUAAUGUUUCAGAACCAAAUGCUUCUUUUCCUGUACAAAGACGUGCAUUGCCUGCAGUGGGCUACAAGAAAAGGUGCCUCAGCAAAGUAACAGUUGAAAGAAACUGCCUAGGUUGUUGAUCUGAAAACAAACUGGGGUUUUUGCCAGGUUGUGUGUCUUCUCUAAAUAUGUUUGAAUGACCUUUUUUUAGCAGAUGUCAUGAGGUACCCGUCUCAUUUCCCAAGGUACCUUCAUCAGUGUUGGAAAUCCUGCUGCCCUUGUCUUACUCCUUCCAUUGUCCGUCACUCUCUGUUCCUCCCAUCUUUCCUCUUUUUUUAAAAGAUGCAGACAUAAUGCUGUGAACUGAAAUAAAUUAUUUAUACAAUGAAA